AUGAGCUCCAUCAAUAUCCCUGUGAUCUCUUUGCGAUGGGCCUUUCAUGUGGCUCGUUGGCAGCCUAGUCCGCUCCAAUGGCGACGAGCUUGUGCGGGGCUGGAUCCCGAAGAAGUGGAGAGAAUCUCCCAAUUUCAGUAUCAAUCCGAUGCCAAGGCUUCGCUGGUAGGUCAGAUCAUGUUCCGGAGGGCGGCUUGGGACUCCCUUCAUGGCCUAUUUCAAGACAUUCAUUGCCUUCGCUCGCCCAAGGGCAAGCCCCAAGUGGUUUGCGACGGGGUGAUCCCGCUUUGGUUCGAUGCCAAUGUGGCCCAUCAAGGAGAUUGGGUGGUGCUAGCGGCAGAAUUCGUCAACCCCCAAGAUCAAGUUCGAGUGGGUGUGGAUGUGAUGCGGUUGAACGAUCAGAGGGGCGACAUUAAUCGGUUCUUCCAUUUGAUGAAACGAAAAUUUACCCCCCUUGAGUGGGUCAUGAUCCGGAAUCCCAAAGAUUCCCAAUGCUGCUCAGCCGAAGAGCAACUCCGAAUGUUCUAUCGAUAUUGGGCCUUAAAAGAAAGCUUCGUGAAGGCAGAUGGCUUGGGACUUGGUUGGAAUCUUCAGAAGAUCCAGUUUCACAUCACCUCGCCAUUACCAUCUUGCGAUUCUCUACAUCCAGUGCAAGAUACUUGUGUGCAGGUUCUGGGCGCAGCCGAUGAAACCUCGAAAUGGACUUUCCAAGAACUAAUCCUUAAAGACGGACAACAUUGCAUGUCUGUGGCUAUAAAGAAUGAUAAUACACGUAACGUCUCGUCGACCAUCACUCGAUAUGUUGAGGAUUUUGAAGAUCUCAUUCCUGUCGAGUUUGAAGACGAGCUGAGUGAAGAAACGUGGGAUGACAAUUGGAAAAAGUUUUGCCAGAUGCAAGUAAAUAAAGACGUUUAAUAUUGAA
Messenger RNA from Tigriopus californicus, 922 nucleotides. Its product is annotated as L-aminoadipate-semialdehyde dehydrogenase-phosphopantetheinyl transferase-like. The record is from RefSeq and is a predicted model, not a curated record. Gene Ontology annotation, cellular component: cytosol. Gene Ontology annotation, molecular function: holo-[acyl-carrier-protein] synthase activity; magnesium ion binding. Lineage: Eukaryota; Metazoa; Arthropoda; Copepoda; Harpacticoida; Harpacticidae. Bases 1 to 915 code for a protein of 304 amino acids. The transcript is spliced from 3 exons.